AUGUUAACUGGAAACAUGCGUCGCGAGCGUGUGUCGCCCUCCCCCAUCCAAAAUACAGUAUCAUCACACGGGGACGCGCGUCGUCGGCGAGCGGGGGUCUUUCGGCCGACGCAACGCCCGGUGACACUCCCUUUAAAAAGAAGUGCGGUGCCCUUUAAACAAACUAAAGCGACGCCAGCAGAUCGCUAAAGUCUACGGUUGGAAACGAGGAACCGUCCAAACAGCGGCGAAACCCAGGAAGUGGCCCAACACGGACACAAACUGCAGCGCCUAGCAAAGUGCUCCGGCUUGCUGCCGCGAGGAAGGAAACGGUGGAGGUGGAGGACAAAAAAAAAGUCGCUCGGAGAUGCCCCAAAGAUACCAUGACUCUGACCAGAGGAUCUUUCACCUAUGCCAGCGGGGAGGAGUACCAUGGCGAGUGGAAAGAAGGUCGGAGGCACGGUGUCGGUCAGCUCAAGUUUCAGGAUGGCACGUGCUACACUGGCCAGUUUGAGAACGGACUCUUCCAUGGCUCCGGUAUACUGCUCUUUACAGAUGGAUCCAGGUACGAAGGAGAAUUUGCUCACGGAAAGUUUCAAGGUACAGGGGUCUUCAGUCGAUACGAUGGCAUGAGGUUUGAAGGAGAAUUCAAAGACGGACGUGUUGAGGGACAUGGCCUAUUGACUUUCCCCGAUGGAGCUCAUGGUGUCCCGCGAAACGAGGGCUUGUUCCAAAGCCACAAGCUUCAGAAGAGAGAGAAGUGUCCAGGAGUGGUGCAGCGUGCGCAGGCCUCUGCCGCCAAUGCUCGCAGUCUGGCACUUUGACCGCCAUGGACCGUGACGGAGACACGGUCAGGGUUACAGCACCUUCCAGGAGGGCCUCAGGGAUGUAUAUACUCUUGUGUACUCCCCUCCAGCUCUCCUCUCUAUGUCUUUCUCUCUUUUUUUCACCAUCACUUUAUCUCUCUGCAUCUUCCUUGCUUUGCCCCCGCAGCAGCUUGGGAUGCACAUGCAAUUUGAACAGACAAUGGCUUUCUGUAUGACUGACUUGAAAUGCACAACACCAUGAACCACACCUUUAACUUCACAAGUCACGCACACGGCAACAUGUGUUGCUGUUUUUCUCUUGUUCUGAUAAACAGUCUCUUAGUGUUUUACACCAUUUAGCUUUCAUACUUCAAAUAACUGAAUAUGGAAGACCUAUUCUUAUCAUGUUAUCGCACACCUUGUAUUUUAAAGAGUUCUUUUCUCCUGCAUUAGGGGCAGUAUGUCUGUAUGUUGGAGACUUUAGGUACUUAGAUAACGUCAUUUGCAAAUGCUGCAAACCAUCACAACAGAGGACCCUGUGGAGAUUUUAAACGACUGGUAGCUCUAUGGAGCUGUUUUUACAAAUGGGUUCCAGUAAAGCCAGUAAAGAAGAAGGUCGCAAGGUGGCGAAAAUGGAUCAAUGACUGGACAUAAAUGUGCGGAACAUGACAGCUCACAAAAGUGAAGCCAAAACAUCAGCAAUUUUUUGGGUUUGAAUUAGUUAGUUGAUGCUUUAAGAACAGGGUGACAUGUUAUGAUUGACAGCUGAGAUUGACUCAUGAUUGGUCAGUCGGGACCUCAAUACUGCAGCUCCACUGCCGGUUGUCACCAGUGCAAGAUGGCUGCGCCUGUACGUGGGAUAUCUUAGCUUUGUUUUUGUACAGUGGGAGGAAGUGGAGAGGCGUCAUCCAUCUUUAUUAAUAGUCAUUGACAUGGAUCUUAACGCAGGAUUUAACAUUUAUGACAGAAUUGGCUGCACAAAUGUUUUGAUAGUAGGUAAAUUCAUUCAGCGCAUUUUUCAGACCUCAAGUAUACACACCGUGUGUUUUGGUGAACAAAACGUGAAUGUGAACAUGACUUUUGUGUGUUUACAAAUACACUAGACAGGGCACAUUUUAAAAUCCCACCUCAAUUAAUGGUGCUGCUGCAAAAUCAUCCAAGGAGUGCAUUUUGUCACUGGCGUUCUCUUGUCAGAAGAUCGGUAGUCACUUUUGCCUUAAAAACCAUUUUGGUAUAAAAGAAGAUUUCGUCGCUGUCCGUCUGAAAAUCAGAUAAGGCACAGUGCCGUCUCCUUCCUUUCUCCUCUGCAUCAUUUGCCCUACAUUGUCUGUCAGCCUAAUGAGUUUGAAGUCUGCUUGAAGACUGCCUCCACUCCGAGAGAGACGUUGUUAAGCUGGUGCUGACUUUCAGCUCCCAUCAAGUCCUGCAGCUGUCCUCCCUCCAAAGGACUCCCAGCGGAAAUCAUCGGAGAGGAUAUUUAACUCAGUGGGAUAAUUCCCUCGCAUUUUCCCCCUGUGAAACCUGAAAAACCUGGACGACUAGAUAUCCUCAAAGUUGAUGAAUAAUCAUCAUUAAAUUCAUAAAAGUAGGAACAUAUAUCUUAACUGAGGCAGCUGAAUGAAAGCCUAUAAAUUAGGCAUAUAUUUAAGAGUAUGUAAUUGUAAUGUACAGUAUGUGUUUUUCUGUGAGGUGUAUAGACAUUUAUUGCCACUGACUGUGUUUGUUCUGACCUUUCAGGUGAAUUAAGAGGUAAAUCUGAUAGAGAGUGGUGUCACUGAGUAUUUUGAAGUUCUGAGAAGCUAUAAACCAUUAUAGCCAAUCACAGGUAUUCUAUGAUUACAGAUUAACUCAGUGUGCUUGAAUGCCUUAUGAAGCAUUUGUAGUUGUGGCUUGUCUAGGUUUGCUUACAUAGCACUUCAACCAAAGACAAUCAAAUGAUAUUGUAGGUAAAGAAGCCUAGAAAUGUGUUAUUUCCUACAGACAAGACAAAUCAAUAAGGACAAAUCCACCCGGGGCACGAGAAGAACAAAAGGAGCAAAGGUUAAACAGAAAUUUGAUAUGAGAUUCUGUUGUAAAUAGUCUCGAGUCCGUAUUAUUUUCUUUGUUUUUAUAUUUUAUGAUGAAAAAAAUGUCAAUACUUUAUCAUGAGCCCAUGACUAUUGAAUAGUAUUGUACUAUUCAGUACAAUCUGAAAGAAGGUAACAGCAAAGCAGAGCAGUGCAUGCAUCAGUGCCGCUAUCUACUCGGACACAAUACUUAAAUGUUUGCUCUAUGUGCAAAGUGUGUAAUUUGCUGUAUUUCAACUCAUGAUGUAGUAUUUUUACUUUCCACCAUGUUGGAAACAACACCUCCUUUGCCUAAACGGUCCUGCCUGAGUGGAAUUGAAUACAAUGGAAUACCACAUCCAUUUCCUUCUCGACACAAAUGGUGCUUUAAAAGUGUGCCUGUCCAGACUUUCACCUGCCUGGAAAAUAUCAUUGCCAUGGUUACCUUUUUUUCUGUAACAAUAUAAUGUUGCUUUGAGUGCUCUAAGAGAAAACUACUGCACAGUGUCCUGUCAUUCUCCUGGAAAUAGGUCUGAGUAUGUAUCACUUCAGUGGUAAACGCUUUAUGUGUUUAAUAAAGCCUUGUGUUGAAAAAAGA
Messenger RNA from Scophthalmus maximus (turbot), 3428 nucleotides. It is a transcript of the gene morn4, whose product is annotated as MORN repeat containing 4. The transcript is spliced from 5 exons. The record is from RefSeq and is a predicted model, not a curated record. Lineage: Eukaryota; Metazoa; Chordata; Actinopteri; Pleuronectiformes; Scophthalmidae. The coding region runs from base 363 to 803 and encodes 146 amino acids.